UAGACGCUCUGUCUCACUGGCGAAGCUUCGUUAGAUUGUGUAGAGGCGUACGCCUAUUAAUUUAAUGAAUCGCUUUCACGUACUUUCAGCUGCGUUUCGGCCUCUCCUAUACAUUACAUACAGCUCAUAUACCUAUAUUUAUAGAUGCAAUUUUAGACGUUAUUUUAGUCCUAUUUAGUGCAUUGCGCAUAUUUCCCAUGUAUUUAAUAUGUGUACAUAUUUUUAUCAGUAUGUGCCUCCAGUGUAAUUAUUAGAGUAUAUUGAUAUAUCGGAGAGCUGCUUUGAAGAAGUAAAGCUAAAUAGAAAAGGCUACGGAAUCAUAGCGUUACCAAAAAAAAGGGCCCAAACCGUCAGUAGAAAUGAAGAUCCUGAUUCCCUCUGCCCGGACCACAGAGCAAGGUCACAGCAAGUUCGUUGUUUACACUCUUCUCAUCGUGGAUAAUAUCAAUCAGGGAAACAGCAACUUCGGACUUUCAAUACCAACACCCCGACUUAAGUUGGAGCGUCGCUACAGGGACUUUCACGCCCUGUACAAAAACAUCCGUCGACUUCAUCCUUCGCUUGAAUUUGCAGAUUUUCCACCUAAAAAAAUUCGCCAUCUAAAUGAUAAGGUCACACAAGAAAGGAGAGUUGCGCUGCAGGCUUGGAUACAAAGUGCUGUGGAUAUUCUUCUAGCGAAGGACAAACUGCUUCCUACAUGCGUUCAAGAAUUUCUUGAUCUCGAUAAAAACAACGUCGCCGGUUGUUUUACUUUCAGGAUUACUGAUCGAAGACGAAUAUACAGGCGACGGUUCGCGAGACAUCAGGAGUAAUAUGAGACUUAAUUCUGUGGGAGAUCAUCAGCCAAUUUUAUGCUUUAUUGAAGAGCCAUUCAAGGACCAGGAUUCACCUACUCUUCCCAACAUUGUUGUUGACGCUACACUUGACGCCAUCUACUAAUUAAAUUCUACUGUAGUCUUAUUUCGUGGGUAAUUGCGACCUAUUAUUAUGCAAUAGGGAAAAUAGUUGGUUAGUUAAGAGUAGUGAUGUAAAUCGGUAUUACCGAUCGUAGAACCUCAAAAUUUGUACGUAUAUGUGGGAUUUUGCAAGAAAUGUUGAGUAAGGUUUUAAAUUAAACAGUUCACUAACAAGCAGAAUUAUGUCGCAGCAGAGUGUACAUAGGGUUAAAACGUUAAGUUUUUUUAGAAGUGGCGGUUAGCAGACUAACGUAAGCACUAUGUGCCCUUUACAUUCUAUUAAAACAGAAAGUCAUAUGUAAUAUAUGUGUGUAUAAAUGUAAUAAUAAGUUAUGAUAACAUUGUAUAUUUAUAAAUUCAAUCAAAACGACCUCAAUAUCAUUUUAACUUUGCGUUUUUAACUUGAGUAUUAAAUGGGCACUUAUGCCAUCUUAACAUUUUUUUUUGACAUAUGUGUUUACCAUCAUACAUAUGUGUAGAAUAAAAAAAAUCACAAAUAUGAAUGAGCAAUACAAUCAGCCACUAACCUGUACGGAGCAAAAGUGAUGCAUCACAUACAUAGAUGGCUUCUUGGAAACAUUAUUAAAAUUCCGUGACUUAUCAAAGCGGGUUUCCUGCGCAAAAAUAAAUUUUCCUUUAAGUAUUUGAUAUUUGAAGAAAACAACUAGCUAUAAUUUCUUGUUUCAGAUUGUUUAUUCUCGUUAAUGGCAAAUAAAGUAUGCGUUACAUAUGAUUUCGCAUCUUGCAGAGAACUUGACUCAUCCUUGGCUAAUAUGUUUUAUGUUUUGCUUCCAGUGGCAGCGUUAAGCAUUGUAAAAUAGGGUAUUACCUAAUCUUAGUCUACGGAAUUUAAAAAUUUAAAUCGAUUUUAGCGAGCUAACACAUAAAUG
This is a messenger RNA of Varroa destructor (honeybee mite), 1846 nucleotides long. Its product is annotated as sorting nexin-24-like. Lineage: Eukaryota; Metazoa; Arthropoda; Arachnida; Mesostigmata; Varroidae. Gene Ontology annotation, molecular function: phosphatidylinositol phosphate binding. The record is from RefSeq and is a predicted model, not a curated record.